Lytechinus pictus (painted urchin) is the source of this 4200-nucleotide messenger RNA. RefSeq names its product tetraspanin-18-like. The transcript has 10 exons. Gene Ontology annotation, cellular component: plasma membrane. NCBI's taxonomy places the organism in Eukaryota, Metazoa, Echinodermata, Echinoidea, Temnopleuroida, Toxopneustidae. The coding region runs from base 236 to 1075 and encodes 279 amino acids. The record is from RefSeq and is a predicted model, not a curated record.
AUUCAUAAAUCGGCUCAAAUUCGGCUCCCGAAUUGGCCAACGCCCCGAUGCAGCGUGCGGCGUUUGUGAAGGCUUUUUAUUUGACUAUUGAAAUUCGAACUGGUGUUUUGUUGUGUGUGAGUGUGUGCCAUUAAGUGCAUGGUACGGAAUGCGUGUGUAUGACUGUGUGUUGCUGUGGCGUUUAUUUUCUGGGUGUGAUCGGACGUAACUAGUAGUCAAGAAAAACUAAUUCAAGAUGGGCAGCGUGGAACUAGGCGGUUGUGCUAAGUGCUCCAAGUAUCUUCUUAUUAUCUUCAAUGUUCUAUUCUUUCUGGUCGGCAUCGCUCUCCUCGCCGUCGGCAUCUGGGUCAUCGUCCAGCCCUACCAGAUUGCCAUCCUCGAAAUCCUGGACAACCCACUUAUCCAGAACAGUGCCUACCUGAUUAUUGCCAUUGGAUCCUUCAUUAUUGUGGUAUCAGCGUUAGGAUGCUGCGGGGCCUGUAUGAACUCCAAGUGCAUGCUUGUGAUUUACUUCAUCAUCAUCUUGAUCAUCUUCAUCGCACAGCUGGUUGGAUGUGCUUUGGUUCUUGCAUACAGGAGCAAGGUUGAUGAUUUCGUCACGAACUCGUUAUCCUCCACCAUGGAUCUCUAUGAAGGAGAGGCCGCUAACGAUACCACCAGCACCGCAUGGAAUGCCAUCCAGAUUCUUCUUGAAUGCUGUGGAACCGAUGGAUAUGAGGACUGGGCCGAUAGCACCUGGGUAAACGAUACCAAUCCAACGAUCGCGAUCGAUGGCACCUCUUACGACCAGACUUACCCUGCAACAUGCUGUGUGUUUGUGGACAAGUACACAAUUAUUUCCGGUGGAUAUUGGCCGACACCAGUAAACAUCUCAUCGUGUAUGGGUAUCCAAGGACCACUCUCAAACGACACUCUCAAUACAGGGGGCUGUUACAAUGCUUUCCAAGAUUUUGUUACCAAUCAAAUCGCUUACGUCGGUGGAGUCGGCCUUGGACUUCUAAUCUUCGAGCUCCUGUCAAUGGCAUUCGCUAUUAUCCUGUGCCGCGGCAUCUCCAAGGGAGAGGACGUUGUCUAGGCAACGCGUCGUCAUACUCACCACGCUCACCAUUCCACCACUUCCUUUAGUCUUCGCUCCAGACAAAGAACGUCCAUAAAAUAGUAAAAUAUUCCAGCCCCCCCCCCCCCCACCCAUUGCGGUAACGACUUUAUUAAACUAUUAUGAACGAAUUGAAUGAACUAUUGGUAAGAAAGAACCUAAAUGUUGUAUAUAGUUUUUAAAGGAAGAUACCAUUUUCUUUCUUCAUUUGAGGAAGAAGGCUUGACAUGAAUUUUCAUUGAAGCCCAUGUUUUUUAACUCCUUCCGACUUGAGCUUUUUUUUCAAUAAUUCUCCAUAUUUUUCAUAGAUGGAGUGAUUGGUACAUAAAAUUGAUUUCACAGGAAUAUGUAGAAAAACAAGAAGUAAAUAAGAAGAUAAUAUACACGGGUUUUUGUCUUGUUUUAUAUCUAGUUAGUACUGGUUCUUAAUUAUGGACUGCAAAUUUCAAUGCUUUAUCAAUCAUCCCCUGGUUCAUUUAGCAGUCCAUAAUGUUACGCAUGACUUUAUAAACCACGCGCUACGAAUUGUUUUAGGUAUGACAAGCCAAAUGGGUAAGCCUUUCAAGUGUUUAUUCAUUAAAUCACUAAUCCCUGCUCAAUGGAACGUGUAUUUCCUGCAACAAUUUCACUUGAUUAUCUAAAAUGCCGUACUUUGCUUGGACAUCAGAAAAAAAUGUUUGAGCACACCGUUUGGCGUUCCAUACCCCACGCAUCGGUGAAGUCACGCGUACCUGUGAAGCAUUGAACUCUAGUGAAUGAAUAAGAACUGUUCGCUAUUCCAUGUUGGGUCAUAUCAAACUAUGUAUCCGGUUUCAAAUAUUGUGUUUAUGUCAUGAAGACUGCAAUAUUGAAGAAAAUGAAAUUUGCUACCCGUUCUUGUAAUCAUGAUAAUAGACAAUCUCUUACUAGCAAUACUCAAGCCGGGGUAGUGUGAUUGAUAUAAGUAUAUUUUUGUCAGUUUGUACAGAAUGAACGACCUUCGACUUUGAGGCUGUAAUGGUAAUAAGUAAAACUUUCUCCUUGACUACUACACAAUAUAUUCUUUGAUAUAUGGCAUUAAAUAUCAAUUAAGAGGCUCAUUAAAAAGAUGUUAAUUCUUUGAUAUAUGGCAUUAAAUAUCAAUUAAGAGGCUCAUUAAAAAGAUGUUACUUUAUGAAAGUGUAAUAUUGGCUGAGAAACAUUUUUUUACUUAAACGAUCGUAAUAUUUUGAAUGAGUAACAUGUGUGUAUUUUAUCAAAAUAGUUCGUGUUAUAUUCAGAGGUUUAUAUCAAAACAGUUCAUACAUUAUAUAUUUAGGAUAAAUUAUGUACAUGAUUAUUAUACAUAUUUAAGCCUUGGGGGCAGCUAGCCUCGUUCGGUUGCCUUAGGGUGUGUUGUAAGAAAAUAUUUGCGAUCGAUCGCAAAAUUCAGGUGCAAAUUUACAAGUGUUAGAUCACUUUUAACUAAAGCAAAUCAAUUUGUAUUUUGUUGAUGCAAGAAGCAGACCUUCAAUCGAUCAAUGGCAAAUUUAUAUAAUGAAAUGCAUGAAUUUUAACUGAUUUUGGACCUAAAAUUGAUUUGCAAGUUGCAACCAGUAAGUUUCUUGCAACGCCCCGUUUGCGUUAUCGAUAUCCGGAUGCGUUAGUCGAUUUAUAUAUAGAUACUUUCGAUAUCGAUGCAAAAAUUAACACACGAUGCAACUGUUUUUUAAUUGAUUCGCUUGUCAUUCUUUCGCCACCACCAAGCUAUCGAUCGCGGAUGGGUCCAUCAGAUCCGUCGAAAAACAUCUUCGUCUGAGGCUUAAUAGAUUUUUAGGGAGAAAUAGGUAUAUGCGGUCUUUCAAUAUGCAAGAUUAUCUUCAAUAAAAUGAUUAUAUGAAUAUUUUUGGUUGAUAAACUCGUGAUGGGGUUUGUUUAUGAUGUAUAUAUAUUUAAAUAUUUCCCUCACUACUUACUAUUAUCUAAAUACUAAGCUCUGUACAAAAACACUAUUUUUAUUUUAUAUUAUAUACAUAGCUCCUGUCUUUAUUCCCCAUGCCUAUUUGAUAUUCUAAAAUAACUUCCCUACUGAAAAGAACACAGUGUGUGCCACAGUGUGUUCAUAGUGUGAAACACAAAGGGAAAUCACGUUCACACUGUUAAAAUUGAGCAUUUAAACAGUGUGAAUCAUAAUAUUAAAAUAGUCGACCAUGUGAACACACUGUGAUCACACUGUGUGACGCUGUUUUCUUUCAAGUGGGGUCGUUAUGCUUCGAAUUAUAAUUCUCGUUUCAUCCCUCAACACUAAUAUUCAUAACAAGUAAAGUGUUAUUGUAACUUUAUUGUGCUUAAUAAUCGCAUACUAGCCUAGCAUAUAAUCUAGGCGGAGGCUGCAGUUAUUGUCUUUGCUGUUAUGCUGAACGUAAGCAUACGUCUGAUCUGGCGAAGACUACGCAUAGAGGCUAGAUUAUAUGCUAAUACUAGUUUUGCUUCGUAAGGCUAAAUGUGUUACGAAGAGCAGGCGAACCAUGAUCCGGGGAAUAUAAAUAUAACGAGCGAAUUUUACUUUCAGAAACAAUAAUAUUAAUGAUAGACCUACAUGUAAUAAAGUUUAAUAGUUCGCUUCCUUACAUAAGAAAAGUGGAAAUUGUAUCAUCAUAAUGGUAUGAAAAUGAUUGAAAUAUCCAAGGUUAUUUUUUAUCAAAACACGCAUGAGAUUCCUAUAUGUUCAAGUGGAUUUCGUGAAUUCAUGUCUGAACCGUUUUUGCAAUUAUGAAUUAAAAACUCAUAUAUAUAUAUAUAUCAUUGUUGAAUAGCAUAAUGUACUUUCUAAUACAUGGAGUGCAAUAGCAAGUCUUAACAAAUAAACGCUAUAAUGUGAAAACGUUUUUGAUUUUUGCAUUUGAAAUCUACGUGUCAAAAUACUGUACAGUACACAUAAUUGCAUCUUUUUCUGUCAAUAAUAUGAUAAACAAUUUAAUUUCUUUUCAAUCUAGUUGUUAAGAAUUCAAAUCGUAUGGUAAGCAUCUCCUAUCGGGGAGUUCGCAGUUGUUUUGCUCAAUAGAUAAAAAUUACUUCUGUGUUAUGUUUUGUCUUUGUACUUUUAUUCAGUUCUUGAUAAUAAAUAUGUAGACAAUGGAAAAAAA